GUUAGCUUUUUGAAAUGUGUCCAAAGCAUAGUUUUUACAGCUAUCACUAAUGUUUUCAUUUUAAGUCAAAUACUCUGAAAUUACAAAAUCAAAACUUUAUUGAAAUAAUUUGGUGUGAUUAUGACCAACUUGAAAUGCGUUUUCUUGGCUGGAUUACUCCACGUGAUCAAGUUCCUGGCGUUUGAUUCCAGAAGUUCCAAUGCUCCGGCACCGAUGCUACCCUCGCUAAUCGUGGGUCUGGCUGCGAUGGAUCUUAUAUGGGGCAAUAACUUUGUUCCACGGCUACUUCAAAAUAGUCCGGCAGUGAUCAAGCGGAUAUACGAAGUGAUAGUGUCGUACCAGCUUUUGGGGUUUGUCAAGAUGAUUUGGGAGUCAGUGGAUAAUAUGUGUGUCGUCCUAUUGAAGAUCUUCAUAAUCGGCACUGGCCACGUAUCGGAGUCCAACUAUAAAAACUACGAGAGCUACUGGGUGGGCAUUGUUACUGUGCCGUUGUCCCUCCUGAUCCUUGCAUUUGCCGGCCAAACCACUGGCCAUUUCCCCGUGUUGCGCCGUGAAGAGGUGAUGGUUCAGCUGAACUGCAAGGAGGCCUUGAGGUACAUUAAUCGCCAUCCGACGAAGAAGCUGCGCCGCAUCGUGCCGAUUCUGAGGGAGCACAGGGAUCGGGAACGCCGACAGCAUAGGCAAUAAAUUGAAACUUGUGCUGGGCACGCGAAUUCAAUUGUAUUCGUUUAUUUUAUACAAGAAACAAGAAAUCAUAAUAUUUGAAUUGUUUUUAUUUAAAUUACAAAAUAACAACUAAAUUUGAUUUGCUUUCUACAGCACUCGCGCAUUUGUAUAACAAGUUCCGUAGAACGAGGCAUUGGACCUGGCCAACGUGCUCAUCUUGCCGCCAUGCAGACC
Molecule: messenger RNA, 900 nt
Organism: Drosophila simulans
Lineage: Eukaryota; Metazoa; Arthropoda; Insecta; Diptera; Drosophilidae
Exons: 1
Coding region: 121-687 (188 amino acids)
Source: RefSeq, a predicted model, not a curated record